This is a messenger RNA of Chlorocebus sabaeus (green monkey), 2770 nucleotides long. The record is from RefSeq and is a predicted model, not a curated record. Lineage: Eukaryota; Metazoa; Chordata; Mammalia; Primates; Cercopithecidae.
AUCGUACCAUUGCACUGCAGCCUGGGCAACAAGAGCAAAACUCCAUCUCAAAGAAAAAAAAAAUUGUCUAAAUAUUGUCCAAGGCAGCUCCGGACCGGCACCCCUCCUUCUGACUCGCAGUUCCCUAGGGCUGCACGUGAGGGCUGGCCUGUGUGUGCAGCCCCCAGAGCCGAAUGCCUGCCCUGCUGAGCGGGGCCUGAGCCCAGCGGCGCAAGCCCUGGGCCUGGGUCUCACUUCUUUCUCCUCCUCUGCCCCCGGCCGUCCUGGCACCCAGCCCAGCCCCUGAAGGGACUACCGGGCAUUUGACUAUGGAAGUGGCUGGCCUGCACGCCUGCUCCAGGCCCCGACCUCCUGGAUGAGCACAGGCCAGCUCCUGUUGUGGGGUCUGGGGGCAAGGGCGAGGCUUCCCAGAGGCCUCUGGGACCAGGGUCAGGGUGGGCCUGCGGGUCGGGGGUGCAGCACGGAGCCCCCGGCCCGGCCCCGCAGCCAGAGACAGCCACUCCUGAAGGGGCCUUUCUCUGAGUCGGGUGCGGCAGGAGCCCCCGCCUGCCCAGCCUCGCUGCCGGCGCCUCUCGGCUGGCGGCCACAGCCCUGAUGUUGCUUUAAUAAAACAAAGUUUUUCUUUCGUGCGCGGCCUCCAGUGGUGAAAGGGCCGAUUUACUGAGCUGGAGCCCCCUCCCAGCGCCCCGCCCGCCCGCCCGCCCUGUGGUGGCGCUGGCCUGGCCGCGGGUAAUUUAUAGCCUCAACUUAGCACACUCGCCCGGGCCAGGGCGGCAUGACUGGGGCCCUUUAUCCCAGCCCCGGGGCCGGGGCGGCUCAAGGCUCCAUUCACGGCCGCAGCAUGCUCCCGCCCGGCCACGUUCCUCAUGCAGGCAUUUGGAAGCCCCGCGGCACCCGGUGGGUGAAGACAAGCUGUGCUGUUUGUGCCUUGGCUGCGGCCGCUCUCCCACACCCCCGUGGCCCGGCCCCUCCCGGCCCGGCCUCUGCUUUGACAGUGGCCCGGCCACCAGUCCACAGGUGAGGAGACAGACCGAGGCCACGGCAGAGGCGGUGGAGUUUUUCUCUCUGUUCAGGGGGACCCAGGUUUCCUCCAAGGACACGAUGGCUUGAGUGGAGGCCCAGGAAACAUGGUGCUGUCUGCGACUCCCAGGCCGAGGCGUGUGCACUUCAGGCCAGGCAUCUCUGCCCUCUGAGUGGCAGCUUUCGUGCUCUUUGAGCGGCCAGUGCGUGUGGGACCCCCGUUAAGGCCACCCCCACCCCAGGACCGCCACCCAAGGGGGGAUGGGGAAGGGGUGAGGUGUCCGAACCGGAGCCAGGCCUCCUGGGAGUGGGAGAGACCUCUGCUAGAGGAUGGGGGUUGGGGGUCCUAGUGACCCACAGCUCGGGGGACCUGUACGGCGUGUGCUGUCAGGCUGUCACUUCUGGUGCAGGCCUCAGUGCCGGCAUCCCUCAGAGGUCCACCAGGGCAGCCCCUGGCCCCACCCACCCUGCAUGGGUUCUCGCAGGCUCACAGGCGCCCAGGCGGGCACACACGCAGCUGCCCACACUCACACACACACCUCGCACCAGACACACGCAGCGCACUCAGUGUCUGUGCUGGGCAGGGUAACAGGCAUCCUGACUGGACUUCGUGAACUCAGCACCCUGCCCCUCCCUGCCUCAGGGACUUACAGCUCUGUCUAUCCUUCCAGCUGCCCAGGCCUAGCCUCUCCUGCUCCUGGUUGCCCAUCCAGCUGCCAGGGCACCCUGCGAGACGAGGCCUUCUCCAUACCCUCCUGGGCCAUGGCAGGGGCUCCUCCCACCCCUCCUUGUGCUGCCCUGGCUCCCCUCCUGCCAGGUCUAGACCCCUGCAGGUCGCGAUGGGCACACUGUCCUCUGUUCGGCACCCUCCUGUUUCCCUGGCUUGGGCUUCCAAGGGAAGAGGCAGCAGAACAGAGAAGGCCCGUCUUCUGCCCUCUGCCCUGGCUCAUGGAAGGGGGGCCUCUCGUGUCCUGGAGUCUGCCCCUCUCCCACCCAGUACUGUGCCUGCUGGGGUCAGGGGGCGCAGGCAGAGGAAGCGGGUCCUCAACGGGAGCCUGGGACCUCGGGGGCAAGUGCAGGAGCCCUCUCUGGGCCUCCAUCUCUUUGGCAUGGACCUUGAGGGCUGCUGUGAGCUGUGCUGGGGUGAGGGCUGGCACUCCCCGAGUCUCCCCAGCAUGGACAGGCUCAGCCUGCUUGCCUCCUGGAAGGGUCUGUUCACUUCCAGACCCUGGCCUUGGGUGCCAUCUGUGGAUGCCCCAAGGGCUCUGACUGCACCCUUCUACCGGCUCCCUGAUUUCCCUACUGGGUCCCUGUACCUGUUCCUGAUUCCUGCACUGGGUCCCUAGACGUCUAGCCCCUCCACAAACAAGGUUUAACGGACUCAGGGGCCUGCUGAGGUCCCACGCAAGUCUGAGGCCUUGAGGGAGGGUGAGGGGUGGAGGGUCAGGGGAGGCAGGGGUUCUCCCUCAGGGUUCCUUUCACUCAAGAUGCCACACCCUUCGUCCUGUGCCACCCAGCUCCAGACCCGGGGUCGACCACUUAUGCCAAGGAGCCUGAGACUCCAGCCCAUGCCCAGCCAGUCAGAGGUCUCUGUGAGGGGCCGGGUGCAGAGCCCCACUGAGCGGGCACCCUGGGGCCCCCACGUGAAGGAGUGCAGGGUCCCACACGUCAGACAGCUGGUCAGGCCAGAGUUCGGCUCCUCCAAGGUCAGAAAUCGGGAAAAUUGAGCAUGCAGAGGGAAGUGACAGUG